Molecule: messenger RNA, 4131 nt
Organism: Oryzias latipes (Japanese medaka)
Lineage: Eukaryota; Metazoa; Chordata; Actinopteri; Beloniformes; Adrianichthyidae
Gene: pelp1
Product: proline, glutamate and leucine rich protein 1
Biological process (GO): rRNA processing
Cellular component (GO): nucleus
Source: RefSeq, a predicted model, not a curated record
ACGUCAAUGACGUAUUUGUCGCCAGAGAGGGAAAAUGGCUACAUCUGUCGGGCUGCAUGGCUCGCCUGCCCUCAGACUCACAGAGGGUUUAGUGUCGUUUCUGAAAGAACAGCGGCCCGAGUAUUUACCGGAGGUGUUGGUCAACUACAGGGAGCACGGCCUUCAGAUCCAGGGAGCGAAUGAUGUGGCAGGUUUGGUGGGUUUCAGCAAUGCCAAGUUAUCCUCAAGCAAGACCAGGUUUGAGGGCCUGUGUCUGCUCUCUGUGUUGGUCAAAGACAGCAGCAGUGACCUGUUCCAGCAGCACUGCCUCUUCUGGCUGCGCUCCCUUCAGCAAAUCAUUCAGUCUCAGGCUCCCGUUCAGACCGUCCAGCUGGCCGUCAACAUCCUGAAGGACCUGCUGCAGUACUCCAGCCAUCUAGCGGAGCUCGCCAGGGAGGUCGGCCUCAACUCCAUCCUGGGCAUCCUGACGUCCCUGCUGGGCCUGAAGACCGAGUGUGAACUAGCAGCCAUGGAGGGAAUGGUGGCCUGCAUGCUCUUCUAUCCCAGAGCCUGUGGAUCCCUGAAGGACAAACUAGGAGCCUAUUUCCUCUCCAAAAUGGACAGCAACAACAUGAAAACCCAGGAGAUGGCCUGCUUGUGUUACAGCCAUUUGCCCUGCCUGGGGGGGCUUUUGGACAGAGCCAUAAGUGCUGGCAAAGCUGACGGCUGGACCAAUCAGAUCCAAUGUCUCCUGGCUACGGCUGAUGCCUUGUUGACUCAGAUCUACAAAGGCUCAGAGCCAGAAAUGGUGGUGCAGUACACAGGUCCUGGAGUGGAACUCGCCUUUCCUUACCUGGACCCAACAGAACCGCUGCUGCUGCUGCGCCUCCAGCAAAGAUACACUGCUGUGUGCAGAGCCAUGAGACACACACUCAGGGUGGACCCGGCUUCAGCUGUUCGUCUGCCAGUAAAACCAAUCCUCAACCUGGUGUGUCGAGCUCUCGCUGUAAACUCCAAGAGUACUAGUUUAUCUGCAGAUGGAAGUUUGAUGCUGUUGAUUUUACCCAGCAUUCACUGCAACACUUUAGAGAUGCUGUCAGACCUGAUCACAGUGGUCCGCAGCAGCAUGGUUCCAUACGCCGCUAUCAUUCAAAGGCUGUUUUCUCAAACGCUGUCUGCUUGGACUCCUCUGGUGGAAGCAGGCGUUGGCCGGCAGAGAGGGUACAGCUCGGUUAGGGUGUCUGUGUACAAAACCUUAGAGCUGUGGGUCAAGGUAGUGGGAGCUUCUGUCAGCAUUCUCCAGGAAAACCCAAUGCAUGCAGACCUGCUGUUCAGUAACCUGCUUGGUGACAUCACCCCCGGACCAGAAUCCAUCAAGUUUAGGGCGGGUCUGGGUGUGGACGUAGUUCCCGGGGGAAAGCCAGGUCCUCGGAGGACGAAGCAUUUGGUCAUUGCAGAUCCAAUGGGUCCAUCACUGCAGAGGAAGGGGGACCCUUUGUCCAAUCAGGACACGUGCCUUGCUGCCCUUAGAGCAUUGAGACAAAUCAUCCAGACGUGCGGGACACUGAUAAAGGAGGACAUACACAAGAGGCUCCAUGAGGUUGUGUUGCCGCUGUGUGUGUGUCUGCAGCAGCAGAAAGGCUCCAGCUCGGUUUUCGAGUCCACCGGGGCCAUCAGUGGGCAGUACAGCAGCGCUCGUGCUCGUCGAGAGCUUUUCAGGUUGCUGCUGGCUCUGGUUCUGGUCCCGUCACCAUCAUGGCCUCCACCUCUUACCUGCGCCGUCUCCAUCUUCAGCAACGGCCGCACUGACCGCAACCUCAAGGUCUCUUCGUUCUGUGCCGAGGCACUGACCAUCUGCAACACCAUGGUCCACCCACGCACCCCUUCAAUUGCCCUGCCCUUGCCCCCCCUCACCCUCAAACCCCCCACCUCUGCCCCGGUGCUCUCCCCUCAGGGGUCGGCUCCUAGGCUGACCCUGCCGACCCUCCUGGAGGGUCACGGUUCCGGCCCUCCUUUUCCUUCACGGCAGUCUCUGAAUCUGGGCCCGUCGUCCAUGCUGAGCUCUCUGGAGAACCACCUGUCGACGGUUCCGGGUCUCCCGGCUCAAGGCCCCACCCCCGGGGACCUGUUCUCCCCCCACCGGCAGCACGACUCUGGGCUCGGGCUUCCGGAAAGCCAGAGGCCCGUUUUCGUCCGCUUCGACAAAGAGGAGCCGGACGACGUGGAGAUCUCCCUGGCGAGUGACUCGGACGACAGCGUGGUCAUCGUUCCUCCGGGGAUGAUCAACCUGGACCAGCAACAGGACGAGGCGGCGGCGAACGUGCAGACGAUGCUGUCCGCCGCGCCGGCCGGGGGCGGCGUGGCGUUACCCGCAGCAGAAUCGAACUCAAUGGUCCCCAUAACGGCAGCCACGAGCACAAGCGACGUGUCCACUCUCCUGAACGACUUGCCCGCCUCGUCGUCCCUGCUCGCCACCUCGGCCUCCUCCGUCAACUCCUUCCCCCCCUCCGGCGGCUCUGCGGCCCCUCUGCCUCCUGCCCUGAACUCCGGCAUCGUCUCGGACCCGCACGGCGACCUGGCGGACGCGCUGCCCUGCAAACCCCAGCUCCAGCAGAUGCUGAUGCAGGCGCCGGCGGCGGGUCAGGCCAGCGCCAUGGGGCUGCCGCUCCAGAUGCUGCAAACCCCGCUGAGUCAGCAGGGAAGGCUCCACCCGCCGCUGCCCGCGCCCCCCAGCAACGAGGACUCCGCCAUCAUCAACAUCAACAGCACCGAUGACGAAGACGAGGAGGAGGACCUGGAGGACGACGAGGAGCUGGAAGAGGAGGAGGAGGACGGGCUGGAUGAAGAGGAGGAAGAGGAAGGAAGCGAGGAUUUCUACGAUGGGGAGGAGUACGAGGACUACGACGAAGAGGAGGGAGAAGAGCUCGAGGAGGAGGAGGAGGAAGAGGAGGAGGAGAUCGGGGACAUGCCGCCGCUGGAGGGAAGCGAGGAAAAGUUGGUGGACGUUGCCAUCGAGGAAGGGCAAGUCCUCCAUCCCGCCGCCGAUGACAAAGAGCCGAGUCAGCUUCACGCGGAGGCGGACUCCGAAAGAGGAAUACAGGAACUCCAACCGCAGAGGACGGUGCUCGGAGAAGACCGGGUGAAGCUGCAGGAGGUGGAGAGCAUCGGCGUCCUGGAGGACGUGCAGGUCGGCGUGGAGGAAGAUGAGAGCGAGCGCAUGGACGAUCCCACCAUGCCUCAGAUCAUCUGCGUCAGCGGAGGAGCGCAGGAAAGCCUGGAGUCGGGGGAUGAGGGGGGAGGAACGACGAGCGUCCUUCAAGAAGACAGAAGUCAUCAAGCUGCCAAGGAGGAGGAGCUGGAAGCUGCUGCAGAGGAGCAAGCGGGGUUCAGGGCAGAGGAGCCUGAAGGGGAAACGGCGCCGGAGGACGUGAGCAGCAGCGACGCUCCGGAUCCCCCUGCAGGACGGCCAGCCGGCGCUCCGGCAGAACAAGCAGAAGCAGGGCGGCGAAAUCCAGCAGAAGAAGAAGAAAAACAGGCGGAAAAUCCAGCCUCCGAGGGAGGAGAACAGCCAAAAGGAGGAGAAGAGGAGGAGAAGAGUGAACCGCCAAGAGAGGAGAGUGACAAAGAGGAGGCACAGGGGACGAAGAGGAAGAGGGAAGAUGAAGUGGAGGAAGAGGCGGGACCAAGCACAGAAAAGAAGAAGGUGGAUGAGGACGCCAUGGCGUCCAUGCUGGCAGAUUUUGUGGCGUGUCCACCUGAUGAUGAAGCUGCCGCCGCCGCCGCCGGAUCAACCUGUUCAUGAAAAUCUGCCUUUCUCUAAUGAAUGUUAGGAUUACAUUGAUGUGUACAUAGAUGGUUGAUACAUUGAUACAUUGACAUAGAUGGUCAACAUUAGAUUUCCCCCACAUUUUGUCAUCCCUACAACACUCUUCUGAUCUUAUUGUGAAAAUCAAAGUCUGUUCAUCAUCCUCUACGUUCCACAGCAUCUACUAGCAGAAACUCACAGAACCAUGUUAGCUGUUACCUAAAACCAUCACUCUAUCCGUGCAUGCAGUACGGAUUCUCACAUCUGUGUCCACUUUGAGACAUUUCUGUUUUGUCUUUUUUUGUUCUUACAAUAAAGUAUUUCACCAGUUUUUUGGAAAAAAAAAA